This is a messenger RNA of Grus americana (Whooping crane), 576 nucleotides long. RefSeq names its product mal, T cell differentiation protein like (gene MALL). Gene Ontology annotation, cellular component: membrane. The record is from RefSeq and is a predicted model, not a curated record. Gene Ontology annotation, biological process: myelination. Bases 39 to 500 code for a protein of 153 amino acids. Gene Ontology annotation, molecular function: structural constituent of myelin sheath. NCBI's taxonomy places the organism in Eukaryota, Metazoa, Chordata, Aves, Gruiformes, Gruidae. The transcript has 4 exons.
AGCUGAACUGGAGCGGUCACAGCAUCAGCUGAGAAGAGAUGGCCUCUGCAUGUCCCCCUGCGGCCUCCACACAGCCCGCCUUGCCCUCCGGACCCACCGUUUUCAAAACCAUCCCCUACGCCUUCAUCCUACCGGAGAUACUCUGCGGGACCUGGGUGUGGAUCCUCGUUGCUGCUACCUCCGUCUCCUUCCCAUUGCUGCAGGGAUGGGUGAUGUACGUGUCCCUCAGCUCCUGCCUCAUCUCCCUGCUGCUCCUCCUCAGCUACCUCUUUGGCUUUCACAAAAACAGCGAGAACUGGAAAGUGCUGGACAGUUUGUACCACGGCGCCACAGCCAUUCUGUACAUGAGUGCUGCUGUCUUGCAAGCCAAUGCGACCAUCCGCUCUGAGUUCGGUUCCAACUCGCCGCUUCACUACCAGCUCAACUGCGCCGCAUCGUUCUUUGCCUUCAUCACGACCUUCCUGUACAUCCUCCAUGCCUUCAGCAUUUACUACCAGUGAGCCCGGCAGCACCAGCUUCACCUCUGCAGGAUGAGGGCUUUCCCAGCGCGAGGGAUGCAGCUUUCUUCCAUCAAGG